Diatraea saccharalis (sugarcane borer) is the source of this 632-nucleotide messenger RNA. The record is from the annotation of a GenBank genome assembly. NCBI's taxonomy places the organism in Eukaryota, Metazoa, Arthropoda, Insecta, Lepidoptera, Crambidae.
GAUUAUAAUCGAAUGGGCAUUUAAUAAGUAAAGAUUUUUAUCCAUGUUGACAUAUGAACGUGCACAAAGUGUUUCAAAAAAUGCAAUUAAAGUUUGCAUUAUUCGUGUUUUGUUUUAUUAUUAGACAUUCACUUGGUUUGAGAUGUUACUCCUGUUCUUUUUCGACAACGGAGUCAGAUCGGUCUUGUCUAACGGUGACAAACAGCACGCCGACCGUAGAAUGUUCUUAUCGGUUUUGCACCAUCAGGAGAAUAGAAUUCUUGGAUCCUGCUGGGGUGGUGUCUAGCUUUAGACGAGGUUGCGAUGAACAGCCAGACUACUUAAAUCAUGAUAUUACUGACACUACAUACCGUACGUUCUACAGGGCUUGUACCACGGACCUUUGUAAUAUCGGUAAUGGCGUUCAAACUGUGGGUGGACAAUCUUUAUCUGCAGUUCCACCAACGUCUGGGAAAAAUUUGUUGGUUCCUGGAACUGGCAGUAGAGGAAGUGAUUUCAAAAUAUCAGUCAGUCUCUUUUCUUUAAUAAUCCUAGGUUAUUUAUUUAAAUAACAUCUGACAUGAAGUAUUUGUAUUAUCUGAUAUACUUAUUAAUAAUAUCUCGAAGCCCACGUUAAAGUAAUAGUCUAAAUU